AGAAGAGACUACUUUGCACCUAUCUUACGAACCCUUACUGAAACCCUAAAACUCGGAUCUACUCUGCGAUGGGGGACGAAGAGGUUAUGGGCUCAGCAAGCCCUGCUCCGUCUGAUCACAAGCGGAAACUCGAUGAAUUAGAUAGCGAACCGUUCGAGCUACCACCGGCUUCCGCCGAGUCCAAUGGCAAUUCACAGUCGCUGGCCGACGGUCAUGGUGAUGCUGAUGGUGACGGCGACGCCGACGGAGACGCUGAUGCUGCUUCUACCGAAGAUCCAGACGCGAAACGACCUCGUCUCGAGGACAAUUCAGACGGUUCUGAAACUACCGAGAAUGGACACCAGGAGGAAAUGGUAGAUGAAGAAAAGGAAGACAUCGCUGAACCAUCAGAUUCUGUGAAGAAUACCGAGUUGGAGGAGAAUCAAGAAAAGUCCAAUGAACCCUUGGAUGAUGUGAACAAAGAAUCUGUAACUGACGAACCCCUGGCAAGUUCAUUGGAACUGCAAGCUGCUGAGAAUCCUGUAGAGUCACCCAAAGAGGAGCAACAGGAAUAUGGAGUAGAAUAUCAGGAUCCCACUACAGAUGUUGGUUUACAGGAAGAUGAGUCUGAUUUGAAGGAGCAAUCUGCUUCGGCUGACCAACUUACUUCACGUAGAAUGGAAGUCCCAAGUAAUAAGGUUGGUGUUUUAAUUGGCAAGGGUGGUGACACCAUCCGAACCUUGCAAUAUAGUUCGGGGGCAAGGAUUCAAAUCACACGGGACUCUGAUGUUGAUCCAGAUUCGGCUUUCAGGCCUGUGGAGUUAAUAGGUUCUUUAGAGAAUAUAAAUAAGGCUGAGCGGCUGAUAAAAGAUGUUAUAGCAGAGGCUGAUGCUGGUGGUUCCCCUUCUUUGGUUGCCAGAGGUUUUAGUGCCCAUUCUUCAGGGGGAUUUGGAGAACAAGUUCACAUACAAGUUCCAAAUGAAAAGGUUGGUGUAAUAAUUGGGAAAGGUGGGGAAACUAUUAAAAACCUGCAGACACGGUCUGGAGCACGCAUUCAGUUGAUUCCUCAACAUCUUCCUGAUGGGGACCAAUCUAGAGAAAGAACCGUGAGAGUCACCGGUGAUAGGAAACAGAUUGAGACAGCAAAAGAAUUGAUCAAGGAAGUGAUGGAACAGCCAACAAGGUCAUCAACACCAUCAGGUGGUUACAACCAGCGUCAACGUGGACCCGGGUCUAAUUGGGGAGGACCAAGAGGCGGUGGUCACCAUUCACAUUCACAUUCACAUGCAAGUGGGUAUAAUAACAACUAUUCAGCACCACCCUCAAGAGGUGGAGGUGGAUCCUAUCCAUCCCAAAACCCACCAUAUUCCUCCUCAGGUUAUGGAAAUUACCCACCACAACAACCUCUGCCACCAAAAAACAAUUAUGGCUGGGACCAAAGACCACCUCCAACAAAUAUGCCUGAACAGACUGGUUACGGUUACGACUACUACGGUGGUGCACCACCUCCCAAUCCCAUGCAGUCCCACCCUAACUCAAUGGGAAUGGGAAUGGGAAUGGGCCCACCUCCUCCUUCUCAAGUAAACUACAACUAUGGACCAGAUUACGGGCAGACUGCACCACAGGGGGGGUAUGGGGGGCAAGGACAAGGUUACGGUGAACCCAGGUAUGAUCACAACCAGGGGCCCAUGGGUCAACAUUCAUAUUCUUCAUAUGGAGGACAAGGCCAAGCUACCCAGCCUCCACCUUCAACUUACCCUCAAAAUCAAGGAUAUGGUCAGCAACAGCAGCAGGUUGAUCAGUAUGGUAAGCCCCUAGCCUACAACAUGCCACAACAACAACAACAGGGACCCUAUGGUCAACCGUACGGACCACCUCCACCUCGUCAACAGCAGCCAUACCCUAUGUCAACUGGGCCCACCCAACAACCUUACCCUCAGUAUGGUACUACUGCCCCUGCUCCUGUUAAUAAUGAUGGGUAUAGUCACCCUGGUGGUUACGCUCCUCCUCCGCCGGUUUCUGGGUAUGGACAACAGGCGGCACCUGGUUAUGCUCCUCCAACUGGUGGUUAUGGUCAGUACCCUUCGACACAACCUGGAUACGGUGAACAAGCUGCAGCAGCAGCUCCAAACACUGGAGGUUAUGGUUACCAAGGGCCAGCUGUGGAUCAGGGGUAUGGUGGUGGUGGUCCAGGGAUGGGAUAUGGGCCACCUGUUCAGCCUACUGCUUAUUCUCAACCAGCACCAGCUCUGGCUCCGGCUCCAGCUCCAGCUCAGCCUGGCUAUGAUCAGUCUGUUCCUCAAACUCAAACUGCUGGUGGAUAUGCAACUCCACAGCCACAGCCUCAGCCUCAGUCACAGCCACAAGCAGGUUAUGGUCAGUAUGAUAGUAGUCAGAUGUAUCGUUAGUUAGUUAGUUUGAGUGGUGACCUGACCUGUUAUGCUAUGUUAUCCAUCAUCCUUUAUUGGUGAGAGAAUAUUGUUGUUAGGAUUGGUGAAUCUGAGAUGAUGUCAUAAAGCUGUGCUUUUUUCAGAUAAGGAUUUUGGUCAUAUCAUUCUUUCUUUCUAC
This is a messenger RNA of Lactuca virosa, 2547 nucleotides long. The record is from the annotation of a GenBank genome assembly. NCBI's taxonomy places the organism in Eukaryota, Viridiplantae, Streptophyta, Magnoliopsida, Asterales, Asteraceae.